AUGAGAAUAAUGAUGAAAGCUUGCGCCAUAGAUCAGAACGCGUGCGCAGGGUUUGCCGAUAGCGGAAAUUGGAUUUGCGUAAACGCAGUAGCCGUAGCGUGUGCGGUGAGCGGAUAUCGGGCGGAGCGAGCACGCGGUGCGGGCACGUCCAGUCAGAGUGCCGCCGCGCCGACAGACGCACGCGCGACCUGCACGUGCAUCCCUAUACGCCCCCCCCAGAUACCCACGUACACUUUGUCACUCACAGAGACACCGAAAGAACCUCACCAUGUCACUUUGCAUGUACCUAUUCUGCCCGUGGUUCUUUCUCGUGAUAUAUCUAGCUUUCCUCAUGCUGGACGUGUGAAGCGCGACACAGCGUCGAAGCUAAAGCGCAGGCGCGUUCGGGACGAUCGAUACAGUAGAGUGUGCCGGGCGCGCUUGGCUCUCGUGUGCCGGUCGGCGCGCGGACAGGGUUGUGCGGCUCCGGCGACGGUGCAGCCGCGCCGCUGGUGGCGGUCGCGGUGGUUAUGCGUGUUGGCUGUUGAGCAGGCGUCCACGAUCGCUCCGCACUCGGCAGGCGAGCGGCCGCGGCCCGCCAUGAGCGCGGCCACGCCGGAGGUGCGCGGCCCGCCGCCAGACGCCGCAUCUCCAUCCGUAGCCUUGCCCAGGAUCAAACCGGAACUCGGUCUGAACGAUGCCACGCUAUUCGCUGUCUAUUGCUUCAUUAAAAAUUUCAUCGGGUAA
Leptosia nina is the source of this 726-nucleotide messenger RNA. Lineage: Eukaryota; Metazoa; Arthropoda; Insecta; Lepidoptera; Pieridae. The record is from the annotation of a GenBank genome assembly.